Molecule: messenger RNA, 552 nt
Organism: Geodia barretti
Lineage: Eukaryota; Metazoa; Porifera; Demospongiae; Tetractinellida; Geodiidae
Source: the annotation of a GenBank genome assembly
AUGCAGUUAGUUACGGAGCGGUUGUUGCUGAGGGAGUUCGUUGAAGGGGACUGGCCUGCCGUGCUGUCCUACCAGCAAGACCAACGUUAUCUUCGCUACUAUCCCUGGGCCGAACGCACCGAGGCGGAUGCGCGGGAGUUAGUGGCGAUGUUUCUGGGGUGGCAGCACGAAGAACCACGCCGCCGGUUUCAGUUGGCUAUCGAAUUGAUAGACGAAGGCUCUCUCAUCGGCAAUUGCGGUAUCCGCCGUAAACCCGGUAACGACUGGGAGGCUGAUAUUGGCUAUGAGUUGGACCCUCGCUAUUGGGGUACGGGGUAUGCCACCGAAGCCGCUCGGGCUCUGGUCAACUUUGGUUUCAAUGCACUCGGUCUCAGCCGCAUAUCCUCAUGGUGCAUUGCCGACAAUGUAGCUUGGGCCCUUGUGCUGGAGCGGCUGGGCUUCCGGUUGGAGGGCCGACAGCGACGGAAUGAAUUCUUCAAGGGCCGCUGGUGGGAUACGCUGCUUUAUGCUCUACUGGCGGAUGAGUGUGAGAAGCUGGAGCAGUAUAGCUAG